AUGCCGGGAGUUCCUUCAAACAAGGCAUGUGAGCGUUGUAAGAAACGCCAUCUAAAAUGCGAUGAAACCCGUCCUCAAUGCCAGCGGUGCAUCAAUGCAGGUGUAGAAUGUCCCGGGUAUCUGCAGACUCGCAAAUUUAUUGACCAAGGUGCCACGGUGCGCCGGCGGUACGCCCCUUACCAGGAGAGCCAUUCAAAAACAACAUCGAAUGGACAUGAAACCGCUGUGAGUCUUGGCGAUUCGGGUGUAAAUCCAAGCUUGCAGUAUCGAGGCAGCGUCCCAGUGUCCUUUGCGAAGGAUGCGACCAGCUCAGAGCCUGCUCGUCAAUCGACCCUAUUGAGAGCGAGUUGUGAGUCGGAGCCAUCUACAGGCGAAACCUCCGAUCCAAACCAGCUUGGCAAUUUGCUACAAUCACCAAGCGCAGUUUCGUCAUCUUGUCAAUCUUCUGGUAGACAGCAUACUGUUCGACCUGCCUCGUUCCCCGAGGAUCAUACUCGAGCACAAAUGCCCACUCAAAGCCCAGAGGUGCUAGGGAAUGCGAGAGUUGAGGUCGAUCUGGAACAUCCCUUUACGCACGAUCCCAUAAUCGGUUGGGAUAGCCAACAUGAUCGAGGACCACCAGCAUCGGAUAUCUCGACCAGAGAAGCUGAUAGAGACGACUUUCAGAAUAUCGUUUCCGAGUUGAUGACGGGGACAGAGCAUGAGUUGGCAUUUCUGACGCGCUAUUUCGCAGAAAAUCUAGGCCCAUGGCUGGACCUUUCGGACGCAGUAAAGUUCUUUGCAGUUCAUGUCCCCAUCAGAGCCAUCAACUGCGUAUCUCUGAAAUAUGCCAUGGCGGCAUUUGCAGCGAAACAGCUUGGUCGGGUCAAAGGUGUCAAAUCCCACACUGGACGUGGGAUUCUGACCAGUCCUGCCGCGAGUGAAAUAUAUCCCAACUCUGAGACAGUGGAUUGGUUCCUGAAGGGAGUUAAUUAUUAUUACCUCUCUGUUUCGGACAUGUCCAAAUCAGCAUCGGAUGGGUAUUCCAGCGUGUCGACCUCGGUGGUGAUUGAUUCCCCCAUCGAGAUACUCAAAAAGUGGUUGUCGACUCAAUCGGCCAAAACAACCGGACAGGAUCUCAGCAACGGGGUAUUCUUGCGAAAAGUGGAGGAUAUCUUGGCUACUGUUGCCAUACUGAUCUACUACAAGCUCCUGGACACGAAAGGAGAGACAUGGCAUACGUAUCUCGCGGGUACGCAUGAAGUCUUUAGUGCUCUCAUGCAAAUGAAGCGAACGGAUACAAUCCCUUUUUCUCAUGGCAUCCAGGCCUGUUUCUGGAAUUUCGCGCGUCUGGACUACCUGGGGUCCUACUACAUCCGCGCAAAGACGCAUUUAAACCCUUCAGACACCUCGCUCUGGCGUGCAGCGGGAAUCUCUAUAGACGAGAACGAAAAGUUCAACAUCGUUGACACCGCCGACCCUUACAUGUCAAAAGAGGAUCAGACUUUCAACGGUCUUUGCUGGCUGGCAUUCAAGGUGGUCAACUUUCUUGCUCAUUCGAAACAAGCCCAGGUCGCCCAGUGGGUAGGAUCUCCCAUCGCGCGAACCCCCUCCAGUUCUGGAAGUUCGCGUGCCACCUCGGUACAGUUAUCCCAAGUUCCCGACACAAACACCUGGCUCGACCUAUGUUUUGAGCUGCAGACUUGGUUUGAGGGUGCCCCGGAAACUAUACGCCCGUGUGUACGCAUCGAGCACCCCCGGGAUUUGUCCCGUCGAUCCGAGGACCACUCGUCGCCUUUCCCCGAGGUGGUUCAUACGAUGGCCCCGUGUGCGGCUGCCAUGCAACAUUAUCAUUUUGUCAGGAUCGCGCUCUUGUUGAAUCGUCCUCCGGAUGUGGUGGGCGGGCCGAGCACGGCGUUCGAUCGUCUCCAAAGCUAUAGAGAGGUCACCAAGGAAGUCGAUCAUCGGUGCCGCGAAGUAUGCGGUAUUGCUUUGGGUCGACCACAUGCCGAGGUCCGCAUCAACAUGAUUCCGCUUUUAUUUGCUGUGGGCCAAUGUCUAGAGAUGGACAAUGAACGGCAGAUUAUCGUGGAUUUGUUGCGAGGCAUCGAGGCUGAUCUGGGAUUGGCCACGGGAUACGCCGUUGAGAAACUUCAGUCCUCGUGGCAUCGUGGUUGA
Messenger RNA from Penicillium oxalicum, 2157 nucleotides. Its product is annotated as Zn(II)2Cys6 transcription factor domain-containing protein. Bases 1 to 2157 code for a protein of 718 amino acids. Gene Ontology annotation, cellular component: nucleus. Gene Ontology annotation, biological process: positive regulation of transcription by RNA polymerase II. The transcript has 5 exons. Gene Ontology annotation, molecular function: transcription cis-regulatory region binding; zinc ion binding; DNA-binding transcription factor activity, RNA polymerase II-specific. Lineage: Eukaryota; Fungi; Ascomycota; Eurotiomycetes; Eurotiales; Aspergillaceae. The record is from RefSeq and is a predicted model, not a curated record.